Messenger RNA from Helicoverpa armigera (cotton bollworm), 1913 nucleotides. RefSeq names its product ubiquitin carboxyl-terminal hydrolase isozyme L5 (gene Uch-L5). Bases 253 to 1221 code for a protein of 322 amino acids. The record is from RefSeq and is a predicted model, not a curated record. The transcript has 7 exons. Gene Ontology annotation, cellular component: cytoplasm. Gene Ontology annotation, molecular function: cysteine-type deubiquitinase activity. NCBI's taxonomy places the organism in Eukaryota, Metazoa, Arthropoda, Insecta, Lepidoptera, Noctuidae. Gene Ontology annotation, biological process: ubiquitin-dependent protein catabolic process; protein deubiquitination.
CUUCCCCUCCCAACCUCAUAUUGAUUUAUUUUAUUUCGCUAGUGUCAAGUCAUAGCUAUUUUAUCAGUUUUCAUAUUUAUUCGCCCCAAGAAAAAAGAGUGGUGAUUAAAUAUUGAUAAAACUGGCAAAAAUACAUCCAAUACAUCAUUGAGACUGCAUAUUUGACGUUGGAGCAUAGUGUUGCACCUGUUUUGCAUCAAGCACAAGACCCAUAUUUUUUGCCGGCCUAUGCAACAAAGGUGACAAACUAAUAUGGAGUCUGCUGGUGAUUGGUGCUUGAUAGAAAGUGAUCCAGGGGUGUUCACACAGCUCAUAAAAAAGUUUGGAGCUAGCGGUGUUCAAGUUGAAGAAUUGUGGACAAUUGACGAUGGCAUCUUUGAAACAUUGAGGCCAGUACAUGGACUUAUAUUCUUGUUCAAAUUCCUGCAACAUGAAGAGCCCUCCGGCCCAAUCGUCACGGAUAGUCGUCUCGAUAAAAUCUACUUUGCCAAACAGGUCAUUAACAAUGCCUGUGCGACACAAGCUGUUAUCAGCCUGCUCCUAAACUGUGACCAUCCAGAUGUGGAUCUCGGUCCUGAGUUGAGGAGCCUGAAGGAAUUCAGCAUGUCUUUCGAUGCCAAGAUGCGUGGGCUUACACUCAGCAACUCGCAGACCAUACGUACUGCCCACAACUCGAUGGCUCAGCAGCCUUUGUUUGAGUUUGAUCCUAAGGCUGCUUCGAAGGAUGACGAAGCAUAUCACUUCGUUGGAUACAUGCCUAUUGACGGGCGCCUUUACGAGCUGGACGGCCUCCAAGAAGGUCCCAUCGACCAUGGACCCAUCGCUCCAGAACAGGACUGGCUUGAUGUGGUCCGUCCCAUCAUUAUGAAGAGGAUCAAUGUAUAUACCGAAGGAGAAAUCCACUUCAAUCUCAUGGCCCUGGUGUCUGACAGGAGGAUGAUCUAUGAAAGGCAACUGAAGGAUCUCUUGGUGGAAUCAGAAGUGCUUGGCAUGGAAACAGAUGAGAUAGACAACGAAAUGCCCCGGCUCAGUAUGCUCAUCGAUUACGAAGAUGUCAAGAUGAUGAAAUAUAAACAGGAGAUGGCGCGUAGACGGCACAACUAUCUGCCGUUCAUAAUAACGCUGCUAAGAAUAUUAGCAGAGGAGAAGAAGUUGAUGCCCCUGCUCGAGAAGGCCAAGGAGCGUGCUAGUAAAAAGGGCCCGAAGAAACAAAAAGUAUAACAUUUGUGUGGGGCUGGACAGCGGGUAGAACGCGCGCGAAGUUCGCGGCGCGACUCCCAGUCCAGCCCCUCGCGCGUGUUGCCCGCCGCCGAACAUUACUCCCUAGCCGACCUAGACGCCAUAUAUAGAGAUCCCCAAGAUUUUUAUUUAAAUAUAGAACCCCAGCAGAUUCUAGAACAAGCCAUGGUGGAGUCCCAUGAAGUGUUAGAUCGUUCUAUUUUCGAUUCCGCGCACAGACUUUCUAGAAAUAAUAAUAUAUUAGACUCUGAUGAUAGUAAAGACUUUUUAGGUGAACCUCCGCCUCAGGCUGGCUUAAUAUCGGAUAAUAUAGACCCUCAAGACAUGGAGCUUGACACAGACAUUAUGCAACAAAUUGACCCGCUGUUAGAUGUGAAACCUCCUGAACCUGAUUUCGAUACAGACUAAUCACUCAAAUUAGAUCAGUGUAAAUUAAAAGGACAUAAUGUGGUGUUAGCAAAUAAGAACUCAAUUUAUUUCAUUCAUUUCAAAUUACAUUGUAUAAAAGUUUUAGUGUUGGGGUAUAGCUUGUAUUAUGCUAUCUAUAUGUAAAAGUGUAAAGUGUGGUUUUUUACAUAACAUGUAAAAAUAUGAAAAAUUACUUUCACUUACCAUUGAUUUGUGUAUCUAAAUAAGUAUUAAAAGUUUUUCAAUAAAACUACAGUAUAAAAAUA